GCGGCCAUUUUGUGAGGCGGCAUCGGAGGUGCUUGGCUGCAGUGGGCUCCGGGAAGCCGUUCGGGCUGGGGCUAUCGGCCGCGGGGCUGAGGCACUCGCACGGGGGGUAACUCGGGUCUGGGUUCUGGUGCCGCGCAAGCUCUCCCCGGAUUGACUUGGCCUCUACUUCUUAAGAAAAUACAUCUCUUGUUUUACAAGGUGUGUGUGGUUUCAGCGCAGCAUGGCUGUGGUCAUCCGCUUGCAAGGUCUCCCAAUUGUGGCGGGGACCAUGGACAUUCGCCACUUCUUCUCUGGAUUGACCAUCCCUGAUGGGGGCGUGCAUAUUGUAGGGGGUGAACUGGGUGAGGCUUUCAUCGUUUUUGCCACUGAUGAAGAUGCAAGGCUUGGUAUGAUGCGCACAGGUGGUACAAUUAAAGGGUCAAAAGUAACACUGUUAUUGAGUAGUAAAACAGAAAUGCAGAAUAUGAUUGAACUGAGUCGUAGGCGUUUUGAAACUGCCAACUUAGAUAUACCACCAGCAAAUGCUAGUAGAUCAGGACCACCACCUAGCUCAGGGAUGAGCAGCAGGGUAAACUUGCCAGCAACAGCACCCAACUUUAAUAAUCCUUCGCCAAGUGUAGUUACUGCUACCACUUCUGUUCAUGAGAGCAGCAAAAACAUACAGACAUUUUCCACAGCCAGCGUAGGAACUGCUCCUCCAAGUAUGGGGACUUCGUUUGGGAGUCCAACAUUCAGCUCAACCAUUCCGAGUACAGCUUCUCCAAUGAACACGGUCCCACCACCACCAAUUCCUCCAAUUCCAGCGAUGCCAUCUUUGCCACCGCUGCCAUCCAUUCCCCCAAUACCAGUUCCUCCUCCAGUACCAACAUUGCCUCCUGUGCCUCCUGUGCCUCCCAUUCCCCCAGUCCCUUCGGUGCCACCUAUUAACCCAUUGCCACCCAUGUCAGGCAUGCCACCCUUGAAUCCACCACCUGUGGCACCUCUACCUGCUGGAAUGAAUGGCUCUGGAGCACCUAUGAGUCUGAACAAUAAUCUGAACCCUGUGUUUCUGGGUCCAUUAAAUCCUGUUAACCCUAUCCAGAUGAACUCUCAAAGCAACGUGAAGUCACUUCCCAUCAACCCUGAUGAUCUGUAUGUGAGUGUGCAUGGAAUGCCUUUUUCUGCAAUGGAAAAUGAUGUCAGAGAGUUUUUCCACGGGCUUCGAGUUGAUGCAGUACAUUUGUUAAAAGAUCACGUAGGUCGAAAUAAUGGGAAUGGAUUGGUUAAGUUUCUCUCACCUCAAGAUACAUUUGAAGCUUUGAAACGGAACAGAAUGCUGAUGAUUCAACGCUAUGUGGAAGUCAGUCCUGCCACAGAGAGACAGUGGGUAGCUGCUGGAGGUCAUAUCACUUUUAAACAAAGUAUGGGGUCUUCUGGACAAGCCCAUCCCCCUCCACAGACACUUCCAAGGUCAAAAUCGCCCAGUGGGCAGAAAAGGUCACGGUCAAGAUCACCACACGAGGCUGGUUUUUGUGUUUACUUAAAAGGGCUACCUUUUGAAGCCGAAAACAAACAUGUCAUUGAUUUUUUUAAGAAGUUGGAUAUUGUGGAAGAUAGUAUUUAUAUAGCUUAUGGACCCAAUGGCAAAGCAACUGGUGAAGGCUUUGUAGAAUUCAGGAAUGAUGCUGACUAUAAGGCUGCACUGUGCCGUCAUAAACAAUACAUGGGCAACCGCUUUAUCCAAGUUCAUCCAAUUACUAAGAAAGGUAUGCUAGAAAAGAUAGAUAUGAUUCGAAAACGACUUCAGAACUUCAGCUAUGACCAGAGGGAAAUAGUGUUAAAUCCAGAGGGGGAUGUCAGUUCUGCCAAAGUCUGUGCCCAUAUAACAAACAUUCCAUUCAGCAUUACCAAGAUGGACGUUCUUCAGUUCCUAGAAGGAAUCCCAGUGGAUGAGAAUGCUGUACAUGUUCUUGUUGAUAAUAAUGGGCAAGGUCUAGGGCAAGCACUGGUUCAGUUUAAAACUGAAGAUGAUGCUCGUAAAUCUGAACACUUACACCGUAAAAAGCUGAAUGGGAGAGAAGCUUUUGUUCAUAUAGUUACCCUAGAAGAUAUGCGAGAGAUUGAGAAAAAUCCCCCAGCCCAAGGAAAAAAGGGCUUAAAGAUUCCUGUUCCAGGUAAUCCUGCAGUACCAGUGAUGCCUAGUACAGGGAUGCCUGCUGCUGGAAUUCCCACUGCUGGAAUACCCGGUGCUGGGAUACCUGGUGCCGGAAUGCCAGGUGCUGGAAUGCCUAAUGCGGGUAUGCCCACUGCUGGAAUGCCUGGUGCUGGGAUGCCCAGCGCUGGAAUACCCGGUGCCGGAAUACCUGGUGCCGGAAUACCUGGUGCUGGAAUACCUGGUGCCGGAAUACCUGGUCCCGCAAUGCCCGGUCCAGCAAUACCCGGACCAGCAAUACCCGGUCCCGCAAUGCCUGGUCCUGCAAUGCCUGGUCCUGCAAUGCCUGGUCCCGCAAUACCCGGUCCCGCAAUGCCUGGUGCCGCAAUACCUGGUCCUGCUAUGCCCGGUGCUGGCAUUCCCACUGCAGGAGGAGAAGAGCAUGUCUUCUUGACUGUAGGAUCGAAGGAGGCCAAUAAUGGGCCGCCAUUUAACUUCCCUGGUAAUUUUGGUGGGCCGAAUGCCUUUGGACCACCACUUCCCCCUCCAGGAUUAGGAGGUGCCUUUGGUGAUGUUAGGCCUGUUAUGCCUUCAGUUGGAAACAGUGGUUUGCCUGGCCUAGGACUGGAAGUUCCAGGUUUUGGAGGUGCACCAAAUAAUUUAAGUGGGCCGUCAGGAUUUGGGGGGAUCCCUCAGAAUUUUGGAAAUGGCCCUGGUAGUUUAAGUGCUCCUCCUGGUUUUGGAAGUGGACCCCCUGGUCUUGGAAACGUUCCUGGGCAUUUGAGCGGGCCUCCAGCAUUUGGGCCUGGGCCUGGGCCUGGCCCAAUACAUAUCGGGGGUCCCCCUGGCUUUGCAGCUAGCUCUGGAAAACCAGGACCUACAAUAAUUAAGGUGCAGAACAUGCCCUUUACUGUAUCUAUUGAUGAAAUUUUAGAUUUCUUUUAUGGUUAUCAGGUAAUCCCAGGUUCAGUAUGUUUAAAAUACAAUGAAAAAGGUAUGCCUACAGGUGAAGCCAUGGUGGCCUUUGAAUCGCGGGAUGAAGCCACUGCUGCCGUCAUUGACUUAAAUGAUAGGCCUAUAGGUUCGAGAAAGGUAAAGCUUGUUUUAGGGUAGCCGUUCACAUCAGUUCUUUAGGGUAUAUCUUCAUGUUGCUGUGAUUAAUGCAUCCAGAUUGUUUUCCUAGUAUUUCCAGGUUAGAACCUGUGGAUUGUUUCUAUUGCAGAUAGAUUGGUUUCUAUAACACAGAGCUUGGUUGGCUGUUUACAACCCACAGAAUAAACAUUGCAGUUUGUUACAGUAAAGCUAUCUGGAGGGAACACCAAAAAUAAUUUGGGCAUACCAGUAGAAACCAUUUCUAAAACUUGUUGAUCUUAUAAAGCUUAUCAAGGAAUCUAGAUUGGCUUCUUUUAUACCACAUGGGAUGAAGAAGAUAGAAACAAGAGUAGAGCUCAUGGAGGGUGCUCUUGCCAGUUACUGACAACUGGAAGUUUUGCAAUUUGAUUUAAAGUUGGACAUAUUUGCUUUGUUAUAGGGUCAAAGCUUUGUCUACAACCUACAUUUUCUUUUAAAAUUGAAUAAAGUCUCUGUAUCUGGAUUCAUUGUAUGUACCUUUAUUGCUUCUUGAGGGUUCUUGCUGUAUAGAUAGUCCUGCUUCAGAUGUUGCCGCUAUUUGCCUAAUUGACUCACUUGUAAUGAGUACAACUACUUCGUUGGUUUUUAAUUAAUUUCUAAUAUAAAAACUCCACACUUGGUUUGUGCUAUAUAACCCUGAACUUUGAUUUCUAAUGUCACACUUAUGAUUGUGUGGAAUGACUUUUACCAUAAAAAUAAACUAUGGAGUCCUCUACUGGCCUUUUUUGGUUUGAACGCUAAGUUUUAUUAGUUUAGUAAGUUUAAAAUUGUUUAUAUUGUUUGGAUGGUAAGGGAAACCAGAAACCACUUUAGUAAUCAGUGUUUAGGUGUUUGAUUUGAAGUCCUUAUUGUGAUGGACUAAUUUAGCAAAUUGCUUUUGUCCCAAUUUUAGGUGACAUUUGGAACAAAGGGGUCCAUAAGAAAGAGCAGUCUAUCUUGGAAUUUAAAACUGAAGUUGAAGUUGGUAGUUUGUUAGCAUUAUUAUUGUUGUAGAAUGUAAGAUCCCUAAGGUGGACUGUAGGUUGGUGUGUGCUUAAUUCUGUCAAUUUGGAGGCUUUUGGUGUAGUUGUUUGAUCACGAGCCUGUUCACAAAUAUUCUUAUGCAGAGUACAGCUGUCAGAGGAGAGAACUGAGAUGACUCCUUGCGUUUUCAUUUUCUUUCCUUUUGGCAAUCAGGGCACCAAAGUAGGGGAUCACAUAGACUUUGGUUGGCUAAAUGUCCUUUUCAUAAAAGUAUUUGGUUCAUUACAUCUUGUUUAUUUACACUUAAGGGCCUUUAGGGGUUUUUCUUUAUUUAAAAUGCUUGAAAACUUUUAUAUUAAUAUACAGAAUUGAAGAUUAAUGAAUAAUCAUGGAAAAUAAAUUAAAUCUUUCACAGACCUUGCUUUGAUUUGAAAUACAUCAACAUUAUUUACAAGUCUGCAUUUGCUUUUAAAAAGAGACAUUUCUUGUAUAUACAUAUAUGUAUAUGUACACACACAUACAUAUACAUAUACCACACACAAACAUGUAUGUAUGUCUAUAUGUAGUGCCUUUGUGGUGUUCUAGGGUAGUGGAACACUGAAAUACAGUUUCGUCGUUAACUCUCGAGUUAUGAGUGGCAACAGUCCCUUGUGUGAUAAAGUGUGGAAAACCUAUUCACUGCUGUAGUCUUGGAGGGCAAUAGUAUGGAGUUUUUGUUUAGGGAACGGAUUAUGCAGACUUUGAAAAGAAGUGGCUGCAUUGUGAAUCACUUAGUAACUCACAGAUACAAUUUAUUCAACAGAUAGAUAACUGUCUCAAAAAGCAAUAUGUUUAUAUGUGAUGUUUUUUGUUAAGUAAUCAUUUCUCAUUCCAAAGACAGAAUGUGAACACUUCAGAACUACUUGGGGCAUCUUAUUUCAACUCCUGGUUAUUUUCCAUUGGAAAGCUGACUUUCUUUUAGAAAAAUUGGUUGUUGGAAGGUGACAUUCUUUUAUUCUUUCUCACUAUUUUGGUUGUAUAUUCCUACACAUUUAUUAAAUAUUUCAUACACUCAAUUGCACCUAUUGUUAUUUCUACAUUUUAGAUAAAUGCUAAAAAGAAAAACUUGGAUCUCACUGUUCAUUAAAUAAAUUAAGAAAAUAGUGUUGGUGUAGAAAUCAGAGAGAACUGUGUUCUGCAUUCGCUUGGGUCACAACAGUGUUUGUUGUGAAAUGUAAUUAAAUGCUCUGCCCUCUGGAACUUCAGUUUGUGUAUCUAUCUAUGAGAUUAUUAACAGACCUAAUUGCUAAGUAUAUUGUUUUAUCUUGUUCUGGGCAUUGAAGUUUCAGUUUUUGUUUUAAUAACCAUGAAAAUGUGUUUUAUGAAACUAUUUAUACCUCUCGACAAAUUUUCUCCAGAACUAGGUUUGGUAUAGACUUGAAUUUACAUAAUCUUUUCGUUUGUAUGGCAUGAAGGCUUUGUAAAGCUCUGCUCAAAGAGUGUUUGUAAACACUACCCAGGUAUUCUCAAUUUCACGUGUAAAUUCUAUUGUCUGUUUUCGGUGUCUUUGAUAUUAAUGGAUGAGAAUAUUUUCCAUUAGGUUUAUUUUUUUCCUAAGUUCUGUUGGUGUUUGGUUUUUUUUUCCUUUUGCUUUUAAAGGAUUAGCAAAACCUACAAAUGUAUUUUAUAAAUAAGCAAAUUUGUAAAUUUUCUUGAACUUCAGUGACAGAUUUAGUUCAUAAGCAUAAUUUGGAGGUGUUUUUUUGUGAUUAUACUAGUUUGGAUGUACAAUUAUUAGUGGCUGUUUUGGGUUUUGUUUUAAUCCAACAGUGUUAAGUGAAAUAUCGUUCCUGCAUUAGGAAAUGUCAAACUUACUGAUAGUAAUACUCAGUGUAGUUAAGAUCAGUUUUGACCUGUUUGAUGAUAGGAGUUUGUAUAUAUAUAUAUAUAUAGAAGUAAGCAAGCUUACCCAAUUUGGGUGAAAAUGGUCACCUUGCACAAAAAAAGGAAACACAAAAGCUUACUCAAUCUCCAUCUUGAUGGACCUGUGAUUGUACAAGUAUGUGAAAAUAAAGUGCACUCAGUCUAAAAGCACUGGAAAAUGAGUUAAGAAUGUGUAAAAAAUCCGUUUUGGGAAGAGAUUCUGGUGGUGAUCACUUUUGAGUACUUUUCCCACUCACAAUUGCCAUGUGUAAAUUUUUUCCUUCAGCUGUUUUAUUGGCAGUUCUAUAGUCCAAUUUAGAAACCAGUGCAGCCGAGAGGCUGUCGGUGUGACACACCAUGCCAGCACCUACUACUGUGGCAUCGUUUAGCAGUUUUUCACUUAUAAAGAAGAAGUCUUGGAUACUGUUCAAUAAACUUGUCACAAAAUAAAGGCUGAUGCUUUUAAUGCUUUAACUGCACAAAGUAUGUCUUUGAGCUGUAAUACCGCUUUUUGGAUUUUUGUGUUUAACAAAUGACAUAUUUGUGCCUUUGGAAAUGUGGAUUUGGUUAUUUUAGAGGUAAAAAUUGUUGUGUGUUCUUGUCUAAUGCUGAAGUGUGGGAAGAAGAGGAUGCUUUGGGAUGGCAGGGAGGAAACUUGAUUCUAGGUCAAAUCUGUGGUAUCGGAAUUUCAUUUUAUUGU
Messenger RNA from Microtus oregoni (creeping vole), 6827 nucleotides. It is a transcript of the gene Cpne1, whose product is annotated as copine 1. Gene Ontology annotation, cellular component: nucleoplasm; plasma membrane; ribonucleoprotein complex. The record is from RefSeq and is a predicted model, not a curated record. NCBI's taxonomy places the organism in Eukaryota, Metazoa, Chordata, Mammalia, Rodentia, Cricetidae. Bases 221 to 3244 code for a protein of 1007 amino acids. The transcript is spliced from 3 exons. Gene Ontology annotation, molecular function: calcium-dependent phospholipid binding; RNA binding. Gene Ontology annotation, biological process: positive regulation of tumor necrosis factor-mediated signaling pathway; cellular response to calcium ion; regulation of RNA splicing.